Messenger RNA from Trichoplusia ni (cabbage looper), 1753 nucleotides. RefSeq names its product KDEL motif-containing protein 1-like. The record is from RefSeq and is a predicted model, not a curated record. The transcript is spliced from 6 exons. Gene Ontology annotation, cellular component: endomembrane system. Lineage: Eukaryota; Metazoa; Arthropoda; Insecta; Lepidoptera; Noctuidae. The coding region runs from base 59 to 1540 and encodes 493 amino acids. Gene Ontology annotation, molecular function: glucosyltransferase activity.
GUCAUAUUGUCAACAAUAUUUUUGAGGUUAUUUGUCUGUUUGUUUACAUAGUUGAAAAAUGUUGCGAAAAAGUUUUUUGUACAUGUUUUUUAUUAUAGAAUUAAAUCAAGCUCUGAAAAAUGAAAUUAACAUAUUUGGCCCCGGACUAAAACCUGAAGAAAUCGUUAUGCCGGCACGUUAUUUUUAUGUAAAUUUUACAAAUAUAAAUUCCUUAUCUUACAAGCCUGAAUUGAAUAAGAACUUAGUGAUUGAUAUUUACGGCCGGUCUAAAACUAGUGAACAUUGCCGAGUUUGGGUAAACAAAUUGGACAGAAAAGAUGGCACGUUUAUUGUGCGCUAUAAAUUAUAUGAAACAUGUUUUGAUUUGUCUAUUCAUGUUUAUUAUAAGAGAAAAGAUGUAGUGCAGUCUCCUUACAAAUUUAAAGGUCCAGUCUACCCUGAUCAAUGUCAUUGUCCAGAUAUAGAUUUUGAACACUGGUUAAAAAGCUAUGGUUGCUCCAACACCUAUGAACAAAUUCACAAAGACCUUAAACCAUACCAGGAUAUAGAUAUGACAGAGAAAGUAAAAAAAAUUGUACAGCAAUAUCAUCAGCCUGAAAGUACCAGCUUUUGUCACUAUGUCGUUAAAGAAAAUGAGAUUUAUCGCAACUGUUACGGUAAACAUAUAGGUUUUAAUAUGUUUUCUGAUAACAUUUUGUUAGCCCUAUCAAGAAAGGUGAAAUUACCUGAUAUAGAACUGGUAAUUAAUCUUGGUGACUGGCCCUUGGUUCAUAAGGGUAGUGAACCAUUACCAGUAUUUUCAUGGUGUGGCAGUGAUGAAACAUUUGACAUUACAAUGCCCACCUAUGAUUUAACAGAAUCAGCAUUAGAAAAUAUGGGCAGAGUAACAUUGGAUACAUUGUCAGUUCAAAGUGGUGCAGAGCUAGCUUGGGACAAACGAGAACCUCGAGCCGUUUGGCGCGGCCGUGACUCGCGGGCUGAACGUCUAAAACUGAUUGAUAUCGCACGCGCCAAUCCGGAUUUAUUUAAUGCUUCUCUCACUAAUUUCUUUUUCUUUCGAGACAAGGAGGCUCAAUAUGGUCCAAAACAACCUCAUAUUUCAUUUUUCAAAUUUUUCGACUAUAAAUAUCAAAUUAACAUCGACGGCACGGUUGCAGCAUAUCGCUUACCGUACCUCUUAGCUGGCGGCGGCACGGUCUUAAAGCAGGAUUCUCCUUACUACGAACACUUCUACAAGCAACUCACUCCUUGGGAACAUUUCAUACCUGUCAAACGAGAUCUUUCCGAUUUAGUGGACCGUGUCAAAUGGGCGCGCGAAAAUGAUGACAAAGCGCAACUUAUAGCUAUGAAUGCAAAGAACUUUGCAAAUGAACAUUUACUUCCACAACAUGUCAUUUGUUAUCAUGCUGUAUUAUUUUGGGAAUGGAGUAAAUUGGUUAAAAGUAAAGUGCAUGUAGAAGAUAACAUGACGCAUGUACCUCAGGCAGCGUUUGAAUGCGAUUGUAGAUCUGAAAACCGUAAGAUCCGCGAAGAUCUGUAAUAUUAUAGUCAACGUUGAAUCUAAUGAUCAAACAAAUAAUCUCAGUGAAAUUUUAUUUUGAACUAAUGUUAGUGUUAAAAAUGGAUGAAGGAAGAGCUACAUUAAAACAUUAUUUACUAUGAUAAGUACAACUAUAGUCAAACUUGCAUAAUAUUUAUAUAUUUUAUUUUUAUGAAAACAUUAAUUAAUGUUCAUUAAAGAUUGAAAGUAUUU